AUGGCGCGCCCGAAAACCACCAAGCCGAAACCAGCGAGCGCCGGCACCCGCAGUUCAACGAGGAAAAGAGCCCGCGAUCAUGAGGAACCCGAGGAGACCCCCAAAGACAGCCCACCAAAACGAAGAAUUGGAAGGAACAACAACCCUUCUUCCGUGAAGGCUGCUGCGAAGAACACCCGAUCAGCCUACGAUGUUCCCUCGGAUGACGAGGAGCUCAAGGCGGGCUCGGCUGUUCAAGAUCAUGAGAGCGGCGAGCCGGUCGAAGAGCCAGCGGAUGAUCCCCCACCAAGAAGAAAGCGCGGCAGGCCAAGUGCCGCAUCGCGACUGAAUGGUGUCGCUAGCGGCCCGAAACCGACUUAUGUUUCUCCUGAUGAGGACUCAGUGGCACUGUCAAGGGAAGAAGGGGACGAUUCAGCACCAACAGCAACUGGCCGCACGAAGCGAGGAUCUCGGACUGCAGCUGUCUCGGCCUCUGACAAGGACACUCGAACCAAUGGCGAGGUAUGCACACCUCGGGGAAGAAAAACAAGAGGCAAAGACACAGUGACGCCGUCAAAGGUAACUGGGGCAGCCAAAGCGGAGACACCACAAUGGCGACGGAAUGACCGUUCUGCGCGGAAGAAGAGCGCCAGGGCUCUCAUAGAACGUGUCAUUACAGGAAACGCUAGUGACGAGGAUGACGAGCUUACACGGAAGAUCUACGAGUCCAGCGAGGACGAAGAUGAGGAAGAGGCAGACCAAGACGAGGCGGUACCCAAUGCUGGAGCGCCUGAAAGUGCUGCAGUGACACCAUCAAAAAGACCUCGUGGAAGGCCCAGAAAAGACGACACAACACGGGCGCGAAAGAAGUCUCCCACGCCGCCCCGAGAUUUGCCUCCACAUGAACUCUACUUCUCUCAAAAUCGGCCAGGUCCUUCAAAGACUUCAAACAACAACCUUGCCUCACUUCAACUCCUUACACAUGAAGACUACUUCUCUAUACUCCAUGAAUACAAGAACCCGCAUAUUGAGGAUGUUGAAUUCCUCCAGUUGUUACACGCUGAGUCGUUUCCACAAUGGGUGUUUGAACUGUCCCAGGAUUUCAGUAUCUGUCUCUAUGGGUACGGGUCAAAACGGCCCUUGUUGCAUAAAUUCGCAAGGCACAUGUACGACAGAGCAUCUGACCACACCACGAACAAGAUUGUGAUUAUCAAUGGAUAUGUACGGAACACUGCGAUUCGAGAGAUCCUGGGAACUGUAGGAAGUGCAGUAGAUCCGUUGUACAAGCCACCCGCUGGGAAUCCCUCUGCUAUGCUGGAAAGUAUCAAAACCUUGCUGUCCUCGCAUGAUGUGCAUAUCACCAUCAUCCUCAACUCUAUCGAUGCCUCACCACUCCGAAAACCAGGAAUGCAAGCCAUUCUUGCUCAGCUUGCAUCACAUCCACGUAUCCAACUGAUUUGCUCAGCGGACACCCCAGACUUCCCGCUGCUCUGGGACAGUAGCCUCCGAUCCGCUUUCAACUUCCUUUUUCACGACUGCACGACAUUUGCUCCGCACACUGCAGAGAUCGAUGUUGUCGAUGAGGUCCACGAGCUCCUGGGCCGCAAAGCUAGGCGUGUAGGUGGAAAGGAAGGGGUUACGUACGUUCUGCGCAGUCUGCCGGAAAAUGCCAAGAAUCUGUUCCGCCUGCUGGUUGGCGAGGUGCUGGCGGCCAUCGACGAAGAAGGGUUUUCCGCAGGAGAGAACCCAGGAGUCGAGUAUCGUAUGUUGUACAACAAGGCGGUGGAGGAGUUUAUCUGCAGUUCUGAAAUGGCGUUUCGGACAUUGUUGAAAGAAUUCCACGACCACCAAAUGAUUACGAGUCGUAAAGAUGUUCUCGGCACCGAGUUGCUCAGUGUACCAUUCCGAAAAGAGGAGCUGGAAGGUAUCCUCGAAGAUCUUAUGUCAUGA
Molecule: messenger RNA, 1929 nt
Organism: Pseudomassariella vexata
Lineage: Eukaryota; Fungi; Ascomycota; Sordariomycetes; Amphisphaeriales; Pseudomassariaceae
Product: origin recognition complex subunit 2-domain-containing protein
Exons: 2
Coding region: 1-1929 (642 amino acids)
Biological process (GO): DNA replication; regulation of DNA-templated transcription
Cellular component (GO): nucleus; nuclear origin of replication recognition complex
Molecular function (GO): DNA replication origin binding
Source: RefSeq, a predicted model, not a curated record